AUGAGGACCUGGACUGACAUCCCAACCCUUCUCAUCUGCCUGAACCUCUGUGUUGUCCUCACGGCUCUCAAACUUUACAGCAUCCUCUUGACUCUGCAGGACGCGCAGCCCCGCAGCCCCGCAGCCCCGCAGCCCAUCCUCCCCGCGGCCCCUCCGGGCGCUCCUUACCCGCUCGCCGUGGAGCUCGCGACACUCCAGGCUGUAGGCACUUGCUCCCGGGAGGAGGAUCUGUCAGGGGACCCAGCCCGCUGCUGCAGCCGCUGCGGCCAGUCCCGAGCACCGCCACCCCGAGGCCUAAGCCUCCAGAAAGUUUGCUCGGGGUCUAGUCCUCACGCACCGCGGCUCCGCCAGGGGAAAGAGCUCUCCCGGUUCCUCCCGCGGUCGCCACCCGCGAGGCCGCACUCGGCGGCGCUGCACCACUGGCCGGGCUCCGGGCGGCCGAGGGCGGCUCCGCGCGCUCCGAGGGCGGGGUCUCCCCGCCGGGUUCAGCCCGUGGCGCGGCGCGGCGCGGCGCAGCGCUCGGUGUUUACCGCGGCCCCGCGGCCCGCUCUCCCCGCCCGCCGCGCGCGGCCCGCGCCCUGCGCGCUCCUGACAUCAUUCAUUCUCGCACACCCUCGCCCGCCCACUCCAUUUCCAAACACUGACUCACCCUCCGGCUCGGUGGCGGCAGCGCCCGCUCCCGCUGCGGUGGCUCUCCKGGCGCAGAGCGGAGCUCGAAAAACCGGUGCGACUUCUUAA
Urocitellus parryii (Arctic ground squirrel) is the source of this 738-nucleotide messenger RNA. The record is from RefSeq and is a predicted model, not a curated record. Lineage: Eukaryota; Metazoa; Chordata; Mammalia; Rodentia; Sciuridae.